CUUUCUCCCAUUAAUCUCUCUCUCUCUCUCUCUCUCUCUCUCUCUCUCUCUUUCCUUUUUCCAAUCUCUCCCUCCCCCCGAAUUCACAGACACAGAGAAGAUGGUGAGGGACGACCUGUACAUCGCGGUGCCUAGUUUCUUCCGGUGCCCAAUUUCGCUCGACGUCAUGAAAUCCCCUGUGAGCCUCUGCACCGGCGUCACCUACGAUCGCACCAGCAUCCAGCGCUGGCUCGACGACGGCAACAACACGUGCCCCGCCACCAUGCAAGUCCUCCACACAAAAGACUUUGUCCCCAAUCGCACCUUGCACCGCCUCAUCCAGAUCUGGUCCGACUCGCUCCGCCCCCACCGGGUCGACUCAGUCGACAGCGACUCGCCUUCUUCACCUUCCGAGUUACCGGCCAGGGACCAGGUCAGCGACCUAAUCCAGUGCAUGGACUCCGAGCCCUCCUCCGCCUCCUCGCUUGACUCGCUGUCGAAGAUCGCUCGCUUCGCGGCAGAGUCCGACGAGAACCGGAAAUUUCUCGCGAGCAGCGACGGGUUCAUGUCGCUGCUCGUCGACUUUAUCGGCGGCGGUGACAAUGCCGUGGAUGGCGCUCAAAUUGGCGUCCUGGAGCAAGCAGUGAGGAUCAUACAGUUGUUGCUGGACGACGAAAUCCAAGGGCGCGAGGAGCUGAUGAGAUGGAUGUUAAAGAAGACCGGCCGCGACUGCCUGGCGUCGCUGCUCGUCGUCCUCCAACAAGGAAGUGCGGACGCUCGAAUCGCAUCGGCUAGGAUUUUGGAGUCAAUCGCGGUCAACGCGGAGGCCAAGUUCCUAAUCUCCGAGAAAGACGGCUUGCUAUCCGAAUUGCUGAAAUUGACGGGUCCGGAAAAGGACCCGACCCUGAUCGAGGCGGGUCUUUCGUGCCUAAUCGCGGUGUCGACGCCGAGGAAGGUGAAGGUGAGGCUGGUCCAUUUGGGAGCCGUGAAGUGGCUGUCGAAGCUGCUGGGGGACCCGAACUCGGCGACGUCGACGAUCGAGAAGGUUCUCAAGGUGCUCGAAAUGGCGUCGUCAGUGAAGGAAGGGAGGGCGAAGAUAUGUGAGGACGGGAAGUGCGUGGCGGGAAUCGUGCAGAGGCUACUGAAAGUAUCGGAUGCGGCGACGGAGCACGCGGUGACGAUACUGUGGAGCGUGUGCUAUUUGUUCAAGGAGCGGGCCGCGCAGGAGGCGGUGGCCAAGGCGAACGGGUUGACCAAGAUCUUGCUGUUGAUGCAGAGCAACUGCUCGCCGGCUGUUCGUCAAAUGUCGGCCGAUUUGCUCAAGAUUUUUCGGGUCAAUUCCAAAUCGGUUAUUUCUUGUUAUGAUACUAAGACCACUCAUAUCAUGCCCUUUUGAGAAGGACAAAAAAAAAAAAACAGAAGAAACAAACGAUUGUAAAUGACACAAAUUUUGUUAGUGAAUACAAAAGGAGAAAUUCAUUUAAUUUUUA
Prunus dulcis (almond) is the source of this 1469-nucleotide messenger RNA. RefSeq names its product U-box domain-containing protein 27. The record is from RefSeq and is a predicted model, not a curated record. Lineage: Eukaryota; Viridiplantae; Streptophyta; Magnoliopsida; Rosales; Rosaceae. Gene Ontology annotation, biological process: protein ubiquitination. Gene Ontology annotation, molecular function: ubiquitin protein ligase activity. The transcript has a single exon. Bases 101 to 1375 code for a protein of 424 amino acids.